Molecule: messenger RNA, 330 nt
Organism: Cygnus atratus (black swan)
Lineage: Eukaryota; Metazoa; Chordata; Aves; Anseriformes; Anatidae
Product: dispanin subfamily A member 2b-like
Exons: 2
Coding region: 1-330 (109 amino acids)
Biological process (GO): response to interferon-alpha; type I interferon-mediated signaling pathway; response to type II interferon
Cellular component (GO): plasma membrane
Source: RefSeq, a predicted model, not a curated record
AUGAAGCCCCAGCGGGCGGAGGUGAGCAUCCCGCUGUACCCCCCCAGCCGGGGGCAGCCCCCCACCACCGACCCCGACGAGCAGCCCCGAGACUUCUUUCUCUGGUCCCUCUUCAAUGUCAUGAUGGGUUACGGGCUCGCCUACCUCGGCUGCCUCUGCUUCCCUGCGCUCAUCUUCUCCAUCAAGGCCCGCGACUGCAAGAUGCUGGGGGACGUGGAGGGUGCCCGGCGGCACAGCACCCGGGCCAAGGUGUUGAACAUCAUCUGCUCCCUGCUGAUGGUCGUCACUGUGGUCGUUGUCAUCGUUGCCUUCGUGGCCAUCAUUACCUGA